ACAGACUAUAAGAAGGCAGUUACAAAGCAGGGCAAGGACACAUUGUGUUUUGCUGCAGGAGGCAAUGCAGGGAAUCUGGAUAUAUUGAAAGGUGUGCUUCUCUAAAACCUGCUACACCAGAAAGACAUUUUGCCUGCAACUGUGUAUCCAUUGAAAUGCUGCUCAGCAGCAAGCAAAGCAGAAGGAAUUAGCUUCAAGGUUUUUUCUCUCUUUACUAUCUGGCUGGAAGAAACAAUUGGGAUGGCUUCUACAAGUCAAAGAAAUUCUGCAGAGAGAACUCAAAAUGUGUUUUGCCCUGAAGGUGGAGUCUGCAAGCAUGGCUUCCUCAUCAAAUCACCACCACUUCAGCUUUUCAGCUCACAGAAUUCCUGGAAAAGGCGUUUUUUCAUCCUGUCCAAAUCCAGCAAGGGUAAUUAUAUCCUGAAGUAUCUGAAAGGCCAGAACAUAAAAGGCUCCAUAGCUGUUGAUCGCAUCAUCAAUAUUGAAGUUGGCAUAAGCAAUUCUGAAGUCAUGGAGGCAGUGAGGAAGAUGUUUAAAUGCCUUCCUGAACAGGUGAUGUCCAUCAGAACUGGAAACAGGUGUUACUAUCUCAUUGGGACCAGCAGGCAGGAAACAGAGGACUGGGUUGCUGUUAUAUCUUCAGUCUGCAGGGAAGCCAAAAGAGAUGGAUGCUGCCCUCAGAACCAAGAUCUUCCAAAUCCAGCAGUCAAAAGCCGUCCCUCCUCUUUGCCACUAUUCCCAAAUUCUAUAGAUAGGACCAGCUUCCUGGAAAGGCAAAGCUACCAGAAGGAGAAUGGUUAUGCAGAAGACAAGAGCAGACCUAGUUCAGACCCUGGCCCUCAUCAAUCUCCCUGUGACCCACCAAAAGGAGAUUUUCCAAGCCUGGAUAAAAAUCUGGGCAAGAGUGAGGAAAAUCUGCAGUUGUCAGAUACAGAUGAAGACAUCAAAAAAGAAGAAGAAGAAGAAGAUUAUUACCAAACUCCCAGCAGUAUUUUGGCAAAGUUCGCUACUGACAUGUCAAAGCCUGACAUCACAACAGAGUCUGAUGUCCCUGAGCAAGAGAAGCCAGUGCAGAAGGGCCUAGUACAGGAGAAUAUUUAUAUGCCAAUGAAAUCACUUAGGGUGCUGGAUGAGAGCUGCCAGCUCACAUGCAGACAUGAUGAGCUCCCAUCUCCUCCCAAAUGCCAGGACAAUGGGGCAUGUCCAAGAGACUUGAAAGCAAACAGAGACUUAAAAUUCCCAGAAAGCAGCACCAGCCAGCAGCCAGCCCUCCAGAGAAGGCAAAAUUCAUUGCCACUUUCCAUUGUUCAGUUGUCUGUACUGCUCAGUCAAGUUACAGAUGAGACCCAGCUGCAGAAGUUGGAUAUUUUCAUCCCCCUGACUGAUAUUCACAGUUACCUAAAAUUUACUGAAGCAGCAGGACAAAUAUGUGUCUCCCAGUGGACUGGCCCUUCUCGACUCGGAUGUUUGUUUAACCAUGGAGACCACUUAGUGGCUGUGAAUGAUCUGCAGCCCCAGAAUGUGGAGGAGGCUUACUUCUUCAUCAGCAGGUCCACAAGAAAGGAGGUGAAGCUUACUGUACAUAGGAUUCCACAUUCAGAUAUCUUCCAUGUUAAAGGCUGCUUGUGUUCAGAAAAAAAAGACCUAAAUGAUUAAUGGGCUUGAGGAACCAAGGCUUGAUUUCCCCUGUCUCCAGAGACAUUUUCAUUCUGGAAGGUGCUUUUCUGCCUAUGUACCAUUUUUUUUUAGACCAGCCGUCCUGCGUUCCUUCAACACUUCAUUUUCACGCAUUCCUGAAAGUGCUCAUCUGAACUGCAAGACAAAUACCUGAAGUUUCCAGUUAUGGGUGAACAAAGGAAGUGAGACAGGCAUGAAGCAAUUUCCUGGGAACUUCAGAGAGCAACAUUUGCAAGAAGAGGUGAACUGGCAAAGAAUCUGUGAGCCGUGUGUGGAACCUGCACGCGGCAUCGCUGCUGGAGCUGAUGUUGAGUUGUGCAUGCUGCACCUCUCAGCUGUGGGGAAGUGUUACCUUUGGACAUAAACAGGAUUUGUGCAUAUAAAGCAUGCACAAGCUAACUCCAGAAUAUUUCAGAAAAGUGUGGGAUGAGUUCUGUGCUUCAGUAAACAGUUACUGCUGUGUUACUCCAUAA
This is a messenger RNA of Colius striatus (speckled mousebird), 2150 nucleotides long. RefSeq names its product pleckstrin homology domain containing S1 (gene PLEKHS1). Lineage: Eukaryota; Metazoa; Chordata; Aves; Coliiformes; Coliidae. The coding region runs from base 241 to 1656 and encodes 471 amino acids. The record is from RefSeq and is a predicted model, not a curated record. The transcript is spliced from 15 exons.